UAGGCGGCGCUGCAUCCUGCCCUCCCUGCCCGCCCGGCCUGGGCCGCCUGGCCAGGCCGCUGCACCUCUGUCCUGUAUGCACCGCGGCCACCACGGCUGCCAAUCCCUGUUCCAACUGCCGAGUGUACCAUGCAGUGCCUGGGCACCGAGUAUCUGGUAUCUGCAGAGAAAACACCAAGGCAGAGAGAGUGGCGACCCCAGAUUUAUAGAAAAUGCACAGAUACGGUGUGGCUAAUCCUGUUCUUUCUCUUUUGGACUGGUUUGGUCUUCAUCAUAGGCUAUUCGGUGGUGGCCGGGGCAGCAGGAAGACUCCUCUUUGGCUAUGACAGCUACGGCAAUGUGUGUGGAAAGAGGAACUCCCCCGUGGAAGGGGCCCCCCUCUCAGGGCAGGACAUGACUCUAAAAAAACAUGUGUUCUUCAUGAAUGCCUGCAGUUUGGAAGUCAAAGAUAGGGGGCCCGGCCCCACAGCCCUCUGUGUAUCCAGCUGUCCCGGGGAGCAGCUGGAUACCCUGGAGGCAAUCCAGCUCUUCGCCAACAUCAACGGGUCUUUCCUGUGUGUCUACAGUUUGAAUUCCUUCAACUAUACUCAGAGUCCAAAUGCAGAUACACUGUGUCCCAGGCUCCCUGUCCCUCCAAGCAAAUCCUUUCCCUUAUUUAACCGGUGCAUCCCUCAGACACCUGAGUGCUAUUCCUUAUUUGCAUCGGUCUUGCUAAAUGACGCGGAUGCUCUCCAUCGGAUCCUAAGUGGAAUCAUGGCGGGAAGGGACACCAUCCUCGGCUUGUGUGUCUUCACAUUUGCCUUGUCCCUGGCCAUGCUGUUCACCUUCCGAUACAUCUCGACGCUUCUGGUCCACAUCAUCAUCUCAUUGGUCAUUUUGGGACUGCUGUUUGUCUGUGGUGUCUUAUGGUGGCUGUAUCACGACUACACCAACGACCUCAGCACAGAAUUGGACACAGAAAGGCAGAAUAUGAAGUGCAUGCUGGCCUUUGCCAUCGUCACAACAGUCAUGACAGUCGUGCUCCUCAUCUUGAUUUUUACCCUCAGAAAGAGGAUGAAGUUGACAGUGGAGCUUCUCCAAGUCACAAACAAAGCCAUCAGCCGCUGUCCUUUCCUGCUGUUCCAGCCACUGUGGACAUUUGUCAUCCUCAUUUUCUUCUGGGUCCUCUGGGUAGCUGUGCUACUGAGCCUGGGGACUGCCGGCACUGCCCAGGUGAUGGAAGAUGGCCAAGUAGAAUAUAAGCCUCUUUCAGGCAUUCGGUUUAUGUGGUGGUAUCAUUUAAUUGGCCUCAUCUGGACUAGCGAGUUCAUCCUUGCAUGCCAGCGGAUGGCUAUAGCAGGAGCAAUGGUUACUUGUUAUUUCAACAGGAAUAAAAAUGACCCUCCUGCCCGGCCAAUCCUUUCGUCUCUCUUCACGCUCUUCUGCUACCAUCAAGGCACUGCGGUGAAAGGGUCAUUUUUAAUCACUGUGACAAGGAUCCCAAGAGUCGUUCUCAUGUACAUUUAUAACACCCUGAAAGAGCCGCAGCAGAGUGCGUGGUCAAGAGGUGGUGAAUUCAGACUCAGCUACUGUGGGCUGCGGUGUCUCACCAGAUACCUAUACCAUCUCAACCAGAAUGCAUACACCGCAGCUGCCAUUAAUGGGACGGAUUUCUGUACAUCAGCAAAAGAUGCGCACAGAAUCAUAGCCAAGAAUUCCAGUCAUCUCACAUCUGUUAACUGCCUUGGAAACUUUGUCAUUUUUCUGGGAAAGGUGCUGGUGGUGUGCUUCACGGUUUUUGGAGGACUGAUGGCGUUUAACUACAGCCGCGCGCUCCAGGUGUGGGCCAUCCCUCUGCUGCUAGUUGCCUUUUUUGCCUACUUAGUGGCUCACAGUUUCCUAUCUGUGUUUGAAACCAUGCUGGAUAUUCUUUUCCUGUGCUUUGCUGUGGACCUGGAAACAAAUGAUGGAUCAUCAGAGAAGCCAUACUUUAUGGGCCCAGAGUUUUUGAGUUUUGUAAACCGUACCAACAACUUUAACAAUUCAACGUCUCAAGGACACAAGGACUCAUCACCAGAUGAAGAGGGGACAGAACUCCGGCCCAUCGUGAGAUAGGGGCCAAUAGACAUUUGUCCCCUGAAGAACCUAACUGUGCUCUGACUACACUGUGACACCAAAAAGGACUACAGCUAUUUUCACAUGAUCUAGAGCAAGAAAGAUAAUGUUAGGCCGGGCGUGGUGGCGCACGCCUUUAAUCCCAGCACUCGGGAGG
Messenger RNA from Acomys russatus (golden spiny mouse), 2251 nucleotides. It is a transcript of the gene Slc44a3, whose product is annotated as solute carrier family 44 member 3. Gene Ontology annotation, molecular function: transmembrane transporter activity. Gene Ontology annotation, biological process: transmembrane transport. Gene Ontology annotation, cellular component: membrane. The transcript has 15 exons. The coding region runs from base 130 to 2094 and encodes 654 amino acids. NCBI's taxonomy places the organism in Eukaryota, Metazoa, Chordata, Mammalia, Rodentia, Muridae. The record is from RefSeq and is a predicted model, not a curated record.